UCUGGUAUUGAGAACAGGAAAUAAAAUAAAAAAAAAACCUUGCAAAAGAUUCUGCAAGCAAGCAAGCGAUAGAAAAAUAAUUCAAUAUGCUAGAAAAAAUGUAAAAUAAAAUAUGGCUUAAGUGAAUGUAGGUUCGGUAGAAUAUAAAGCUUUGUGGACAAUUUUAAUUUAUAUCAUUAUCAUUCGCCUAGAAUAAAUAUUUGUAACUUAUUGCUAUUUAAUAUCGACAUUUUUAUUACUAUAAACAGUUAUUUUAUUGCUAUGAAUCUUAUAAAUGUCAGCAAAUAGAAACUAAAUGUUAUGGCUCCUGGUAACAACGAGCGGCAUCCAGGUCACACGGGAACUAUACCCAAGACAAAAGUAAGAAACAAUUGUAAUGUUCCUCAAGAAGCAGUCACCCCAACCAGAAGAGACAUGACGUCCAAUCUUGUAACGACAUCUCUUGAUUGGGUGCCUGUCUCUGAAUACAACACUCGGACAAACUACAGCCAAUCAAGAAAACCAACAAAUAAUACAUCAUCAGAUCACGAACUAACAGAUUUAGACAAUUCUGUGACAUUUGAGAGUGGAUUUGGAAGAUUUGUGCCUGUAAGACCGCAACCACGCGCAUUACCCCUGAACGUGCAAAAUCGCGAAAAUAUAUCGGCUGAACAACACGACGAUGGUACUGGCUCCUCCAUAUCUGGCCAUACUUUGCACCCCUAUGCGCAUCAGAUGCAGAAUGGCCUAAUUCCACAUUCCAACCAUGCAUCAGCUGCUGUUAUGAUUGUGAAUCCCACUACACCUAAUGCUGUAACUGGGAAUGUAUCACAACCAUUUAAUGCUCCAAAUCAAAACAGGAAUAAUUUAACAAGAAACCUAAAUCCUUCUCGCAACAAUUUUGACGGAAGCCACGCUAGCAACAACAACACUACGCCGCCAAUUUCCAAUUCUAGAACUGGGACAAAGACAGUUAAUUUAAUGAACAAUAUGUAUGAGCAGGGGCAAGGAAGUUUCAAUAAUCUCAAUGAGAGUAAUCAUGUUCAUAGGGAGUCGGCGCGAGCAUUAGGAGAGGCCAUCGCUGCUGCCUGCCCAGACGCUGCAGCGGUAGAGCGUCGGCUUGGACAAAUACGAGAAUACAUACGCGUUACUUCGUCUCUUGUCGAUACUAUGCGUAACUCGGAAGAAGAGGCUUUUAUUGAACACACUAAAGAAGAAUAUGAUGAACUGGUAGAGAUGGUGAUGAAAUUAAAAGAAAGUGAAACCAAACUAGAAAGUAUGUUAGUUGACAAUGUAGAGGUACCUGCUGAGGAAUCAGACGGUGUUGUUAUUGUAGAGAUACAGGCAAGUGACUCUUCUUUUGGGGAUAGGAAUGAGCAAGCAGAGGAAACAAGUUUUUCUCCUGAUAUAACAAACAAAAUUAAAAAUACGACUGACAUUAUCAACAAUAACCUAAAAAAAGUUACCAAUAUAGAAAACGAACAGUUGAAUAAAUCCAUGCACAGCAUAAGGCUUGAAGAAGAAGGACACUCUCAAGAAGAAGGUAAUAAAAGAGCUGAUGGUGUCGAUUUGCAAACGUCAGCCCCCGAUAACUCCGAAACUGCAGAAAACAGUACGGCAAUACAAGUCAAAGAACAGCCUGAAAUCAGAAAAGACGACAAGGAAUUAAACGAAUUAUUGCGGAAAAACAUACUUUCAUGUGUUGACAAAAUAACGCGGAUUGAAGAACUGAAACAUAAAAAGAACGAUACAAAUAAAUGCAGCGAUCAGGACGUAGUAACACGUCCAGUAUCUGCUCAAAGCAACGGAUCGACAUAUAGCGAUAAUGAACUGUGGCAAAAUGAAAUAAAAAAUAAAAUGGAACUGUCGCAAAUGCGUUUGGCGGCUUUAAAACAGCAACAAAGAAGGCUUCUUAAGUAUCAGGAAGAAGCUAAGCACCAAUUAGAAGAAAUGAAUCGUGAUAGAGAAAGAGAGAGGCAUGCACAGGAGGUACAGCCAUCAACAUCACAUGACAACUUUGGUGGUGCCCAAAAUCAGACAUUGAGUGGAAAUUACCAUCAUCCGAAUCGAAUGUAUGCUGCCAAUCAAAUAGGCGUGGCGACGACAUUGCCGCAUUCGUCAGAGGCUUUACAUGUGCAACAGAAUAUGGCGGCCAGUGUGGAGGCGGACCGCGGACAUUCCGCGCAUUCUACACACAGCCAAGAUGAUAGGUUCUCGCAUAGAGAUACCAAUGUUACUGGGAGUGAGGAAGCGGCAGGCGUCGGUCGAGACAGUGAAGUUGAUGAUGACGAAGUCCUACUUAACGAACGCAGCCGUAUACUACAGCUGAAACUUAGAGAACUGCAGAUGAAGAAACAACAUAUGGAAAGUCUUGUGCAAGAGUUCCAAAAGCUGCAAAUGGCUACCCAUCUUGAAGCAGCACAUAACACUUAUUCCAGUUCAGGUGAAGACAGUGGUGAUGAAGAAAUUCCUAGAAAAUGUAAUAAGCCUUCUAGCAACAAUAAAAAUGAAGAUCCUUACAAGUUAAUGGAGAUCAAGGCUAUCAAGACAGCUCUUCAAAAAACAAAAGAUUUAAUGAGAUCCGUCGAAACCUAUGAAGCUGAGCAUCUUUCUACGGGUCACGACGACUCCUUCAGAGAUAUAGCAACACAUUCUAACAUCCAUGACAAUAAAUCGGAAGGCGGUGGAAGUAUGGGCGGCUGGUCCAACGACGGCAGUAUGUGUCGCGUGCGCAACUCGCUGCCGCAACGACACAAAUUCACUAACGAGCAGCACUCACAGCAACACUCGCAACAUCCGCAACAUCAACACCAACAGCAGCAGCAUCAGCAACAACAUCAACAGCAGCAUCCGCAACACUCACAACAUCAGCAGCAUCCACAGCAACUUCAUGCGCAGCAACAAAGUGUGGACGCAGGUCACGAGGCCAAUAUAGCUACGUUGCAGGAGCUCGCACAGGAGCUAAGGAUGGAAACAGAGAAGAUAAUGGGUGAACGGGCACGUAUCAAGGAUAUGAUAUCUAAUAAGGAGGUGAGCCGUAAAAAGAAAGUGAAUGAAGAGGUUCGCGCUGGUCCGAGCGGCCAGCCCGGACCCGCCGAGCGGAGACAAAUGCAGCUGCGGGCGCUACUUGCCGACAAGCAACGCGAACUGGAAGCCCUUCUUAAUAAAGAGAAAGUGCUGUGUUCCACUGCUGAACCACAACAGAUGAAACAAGAAUCACGUACCGCAUCUGUCGUCAAUCAGUCGUAUAAUAGCGAACAGGAUCACAUUAGUGAACCAGAAUCUAGGUCUGAACAAAUACUCUUAGAUUCGCAAGACUCAAGGGAAACUGAAAACUUCAGGGGCGGCGGAGACAGUGCAUUAGGCGGAAGAUCCAUCGCUGCUUUACCACCUCACAUGGGCAGCGCUUAUGGAAGUGACACAGACAGUGCAUCCAGAAAUAAAUCGAAUCAAAGGAACAGGAUACGCCGAAGACAACCCCAAGAGAGACAGCCUGAUGAAAAUAGUGUAACACAGUCGAAUAAUACGAAUCAAAACUUACGACACGAGCCGAGAGCUGAAGCAUCUAAUGUAAACAUGGUACCUCCAAUAUCUCAAAACACUGGCGAUAAUCCUGGAAACAUGCCAUACCCGCAUGUGCCUCCUCCUGGAUGGAACACUAAUAAAUCUAACCAGGACAUGCGUAACCAGUUUACUCAGAACAGUCACUCUCAAACAAUGGAGCGUUUGAUGGGUACGCCGCAGUUGUCUUUCCCUCCAUCGAUGCCGUUCAAUAUGAUGAUGCCUUACAGCAUGGUUGGCGGCUGCAGCUGCGGUUGCGGUUUCUGGGGCGCGUGGUGUUGGCAGCAACUUGUUAUGCAACAGCGAGAAAUACACCAACUUAGAGAUCAACUUAACCAUCUUGAAGAACGUUGGCGUGCGGAGACAGCUUCCCAUACACUAAAUAACCAAGUGCCACCGGGAAAUCGAGCUAAUAACUAUUGGGAUAACUUUCGCAGUUAUUCCCGUCAAAAUCUUCUCUCCGCUAAUAACAAGGCAAACGCUGACGGACACUUAGGGGUGGGGCCUUCUCAUAAUCCUCAUCCUUUAGUAGAAAGAUCACAUAACACGCUUCAUCGCACUCCUUCAGCAACCCCACCCUGUAUCACACCCAAAAGAAAUACCAACGCUGUUAGUUCCUCACACAACGGUCCUCAGUCAUCGCAGGCAAACAACGAUGACGUACCCAAUAGACACACGCGUCGUAACAUCGCGUACGAACGAUCUCUAUCCUUCUCGUCUGCCCCAGACGUGUUAAAUGUUAAUCAGAACCCAGAUACUGAUGCAACAACAGCUUGCCAUUCAAGAAAUAUUGACGAAAACAAUGUUGCUAACGUUUCUAACAUAAAUAUUAAUCGUCAAGAAGCCCUAUCCAAUUCCUUUAGAAAUUUAAACAUAACUAAUCCUAUACCUGAGAUUAUACAGGCACAUGCCAAUAACUUAAAUACGUCCGCUAACAGUAAGAAGAAAUCGUCUUCAAAACUGCCAGCCAAGAACUCGACCAAUCGGAGAAAUUUCACUUUGGAUUAUUCUCAAAUGAGCAAUAUAAAUAUUGCCAGUACCUCUGAAAUGCCUAAUCCUAAUUUGGCGUCAACAAGUCGUGAAGUUCAAGACAAGGCCACAUCAAAACUAUUUGAUCUUCUGCGGGAAAAUAUAUAUUCGGAAGUGACUGCCUUGAUUGAUGUUAAUGAAUCUCAUCCAGAUUUUUUGAUCCAACUAUUUCGAGAAUUACAGUUGAUAAGUUCAGAUGCUUUACGACAAAAAGUAUUACAGUCGAUUCGCAAUGUAUUAUCUCAAUACAGCUCUAUAAUUGAAAGCCAAGCGAAUGAUAGUGCGCUCGAAGAGAAUAGACAAGAAUCGGUUUCUACUACAUCCGGUGAGCCGACUGCAUACAAUGAGUGUAACUCGCUACCGAUGCAAAACGUAUGCGGGAAUGCGAUGCAACUUGAUAAUAAAAUCGUUCGCUUUUUGUUGUUGAAAAGCGAUGAAACAUGUACGACCGAAUUUCUGGAAACAUUAGUAUCACUGAUUUUGAGCAAUGUUGUCGACGGAAGAUACACGCAACAAGCCAAAAGGAGGCUUUUAGAACUACUUUCUAAAUACGAAGGUAUGAGAGUUUGUGAUAUUUCAGGCGACAUAAUUGAAAACUUGCCCUUGAUAAUACCAACAAGUAACGAAACUGAACCUACGCAGCUUACGAGUGAAUUAUCGGAAUCAUCUAUACUGCAAGACGUUGCAGGUUCUUUAAAUUUGUUCAGUUCUAGUGACAGCCUGUUGCAUCAAAUCAAUGCUUGUCCCUACGACCUGUGGCCGGGGCAUGUUCACAUGGAUAUUGAAAAUUCUGAUAUGAAUGACAAUAGUCCUCGUUCGAGCCAAGAGGGCAAAGUGGAUCUCAUUAAUUGUUCAGAAAUGCAUAAUGGAGAUUUGGCAGAAGCUGACCAAACAUGUCACACGGAGGCUGAAGAAGUUGGCGCCGUGGGACAUGAUGAUGCGAGUGCUAAUGCUGAAGCUCUACCUGACGUUGUAGACACCGAAGAAGUGACUCCGACAGAGGCGGAAGCUGAGUGGCUUGGACUUGACCGUGUGCCAACAAGGCUGCACAUGGAAGAAACAUCUGAAAAACAAAAAGGUGAAGUUAAUACAUUAUAAAAACGAAGCAAACACCCAAACUAGACCUGUUUUUAGGUCCGAUUUUGUUUGAGCGUGACCUGUAAAAGAAAUACAACAAUUAGAGCUUCUUUAACUGCAUCUGUAACAGAAAAGCAAAGUAAAUAGAAAUAAUUAGUUAUUUCCUUUUU
Messenger RNA from Trichoplusia ni (cabbage looper), 5816 nucleotides. RefSeq lists its product as uncharacterized. Gene Ontology annotation, cellular component: centrosome; centriolar satellite; centriole. The record is from RefSeq and is a predicted model, not a curated record. NCBI's taxonomy places the organism in Eukaryota, Metazoa, Arthropoda, Insecta, Lepidoptera, Noctuidae. Gene Ontology annotation, biological process: intraciliary transport involved in cilium assembly; microtubule anchoring at centrosome; cilium assembly. The transcript is spliced from 28 exons. Bases 301 to 5667 code for a protein of 1788 amino acids.